Molecule: messenger RNA, 1877 nt
Organism: Molossus molossus (Pallas's mastiff bat)
Lineage: Eukaryota; Metazoa; Chordata; Mammalia; Chiroptera; Molossidae
Gene: NEIL3
Product: nei like DNA glycosylase 3
Exons: 10
Coding region: 1-1803 (600 amino acids)
Biological process (GO): base-excision repair
Cellular component (GO): nucleus
Molecular function (GO): damaged DNA binding; zinc ion binding; DNA-(apurinic or apyrimidinic site) endonuclease activity
Source: RefSeq, a predicted model, not a curated record
AUGGUGGAAGGACCGGGCUGUACUCUGUACGGAGAGAAGAUUCGGGCGCGCUUGCGCCGGGGCCAGGCGGUGAUGGACGUGCGGGGCAGCGCCCUGCCGAGCCUGGUGGGCCCCGGCCUGCCGCACGCUGCCUCGGGGGCGGCGGAGCCCUCCCAGGCCGCCCCACUGGACAAGAACCACGGUCCCAGCCAGCGCUCCGUGAGACUGUUUAACGGACACGCCUACAGCGGUGUGGACACUCUGGGGAAGGAGCUCUUUCUGUACUUCGGGCCCAAAGCUUUGCGGAUUCAUUUUGGAAUGAAAGGCUCCAUCUCGAUUAAUCCACUUGAGUCUCAGAACAAGAGUGGAGUUUCUCCUGUGUUGGAGUUGCAGCUCAGCAAGGAUUUGAUUCGUUUCUUUGACUCAUCGGUAGAACUCAGAAACUCAGCGGAAAGCCAACAGAGAAUAAGAAUGAUGGAAGAACUGGAUGUAUGUUCACCUAAAUUUAGUGUCUCCCGAGCAGAAAGGGCAGUGGAGAGGCAGCAGGGACGGAUGCUCUGUGAUGUGUUAAUGGACCAGAGAGUACUGCCCGGGGUCGGCAACAUCAUCAAAAACGAGGCUCUCUUUGACAGUGGUCUCCACCCAGCUGUUAAAGCUUGUCAGUUGACAGAGGAACAAACCCAUCACCUAGUGAAAAUGAUACGUGAUUUCAGCCUUCUUUUCUACAGGUGCCGUAAAGCAGGGCUGGCUCUCUCUCAACACUAUAAGGUUUACAAGCGUCCUUACUGCGGUCACUGUGGCUGCAAAGUAACAGUGUGUCGCUUGGGGGAGAAUAACAGGAUGACGUACUUCUGCCCCCGCUGUCAGGAGGCAGAUCCGCGGCGUGUUGACAUAAGCAAGCUGCCGGCUAGAAACAGCGCCGUCAGCGGGACGCCCCGUGGACGGGACCCCCUUCUGGACCCAGGGGCUGGGGACCGUGCCGAGCACUGGACCUGUGGGGUCUGCACGCUGGUGAACAAGCCUCCUUCUCGGGCGUGUGAUGCCUGCCUGGCUGCAAGGCCUCCCGAUGCACAACUCAAGAAUGGAGGAAAUUCUGCUGCCUUCGGCAGCUUAGUGAAGUACCCCUGCAACAGCUUUGGGAAGCCAAGCUCACAAGUGAAGGUCAACAGGAAAACUGUGUUCGGAGCCACAACCCUCGUCCUGACUGACUUCAGCAAUAAAUCCAGUCCUCGGGAAAGAAAGAAAAGCCCAAACUGGAUGCCAGGUGGGGCAUCUCAGAACCCUGCUCCCACGGACGGCUGUCCCCGUGGUACACCUCACCCCUCCCCGGAGGGCGCGCGCAGUACAACCCAGCGACCCACGCUCUGCUCUCCAUCUACACUGCUUGGUCCAGCACGCGAAACACCGACCCCAGCCCCGUGCUCAUCACCGGGUCCCGGAAGUCACAGCCCUGGACGUCCUAAAAGGGAGCUGCGGGUACCCGGCGCGGAGGGCGCGGGGGCGCGGCCAGCUGGCCCCCCUCGCUGCCGCGGGCAUGGCCGGCCCUGCGCUCUGCGCGUGGUGAGCAAGGACGGCGAGAACAAGGGCCGGCGCUUCUUCGCGUGUCCUCUGCCCCGAGGGGCGCAGUGCGGGUUCUUCGAGUGGGCCGACCUGUCCUUCCCAUUCUGCGGCCAUGGCAGACGCUCCAUCAUGAGAACGGUGUUGAAGAUGGGACCCAACAAUGGGAAGAACUUUUUUGUAUGUCCUCUUGGUAAGGAAAAGCAGUGCAAUUUUUUCCAGUGGGCAGACAAGGAGCCGGGAAUAAACACCACUCCGGGAUGCUAGUAUUUUCUCCCUCCGCAGAAUCUCUGGCUUUUCAUCUCUUCAAACUGCAUGUGUUUAGUUCCCUUUAGUUUACC